GCUCGUAGGCGUCCGUUCAAUUCCAAACACGCUCGUGACCGGAGGUGUAGUGCACUGUGUAGGGGGUUUAAGCCUUUAUUCUACCCCCUGCGUAGUGCACAUGUAGGGAUUAGGGCUGUAUUUAAGACACAGCCCGGGUUUAGGAGCGAGAGUCUGUAGUUAAAGACGCUGUUAAGGAGAGAUUUGGGUCAGUUUUACACCAUGACCAACGACAAUCACAUCCUGCCUAAAGACUUCCCCGAGCUGAAGAAUGACACGUUUUUGCGAGCGGCCCGGGGCGAGGAGGUCGAACAUGUCCCGGUGUGGUGCAUGCGGCAAGCGGGACGUUACCUGCCAGAGUUCAGGGAAUUCCGAGCGCUGAAGGACUUUUUUGAGACGUGCCGCACCCCGGAAGACUGCUGUGAGCUCACGCUGCAGCCGCUGAGACGAUUCCCAUUCGACGCCGCGAUCAUCUUCUCAGACAUCCUGGUGGUGCCGCAGGCACUGGGUAUGGACGUCCAGAUGGUAGCAGGAAAAGGGCCGACGUUCCCAGAGCCUCUGAAGGAGCCGGAUGAUCUGCAGAGACUCCGGUCCAAAGUGGACGUGGCGUCCGAGCUGGGCUACGUCUUCAAGGCCAUCACGCUGACGCGGCACAAGCUGGAGGGUAAAGUUCCUCUCAUCGGCUUCAGCGGCGCACCGUGGACUCUGAUGUCGUACAUGAUCGAGGGCGGGGGCUCCGUCACCCAGUCAAAGGCGAAGCGCUGGUUAUACAGACACCCCGAGGCCAGUCACCAGCUCCUCAAGCGCCUCACUGACGUCAUCGUGGAGUAUCUGCUGGGCCAGGUCAAAGCCGGCGCUCAGGCCCUGCAGGUGUUUGAAUCCCACGCCGGCUGUCUGGGCCCGGUGGAGUUUAAAGUGUUCGCUCUGCCGUACCUCAGGGACAUCGCACGCAGAGUAAAGGACAGGCUGAAGGACUCCGGGCUGGAUGACGUCCCCAUGAUUGUAUUUGCGAAGGACGGCCAUUACGCGCUGGAGGACCUCUCUCAGUCCCACUACGAGGUGGUGGGCUUGGACUGGACCAUUGACCCUCGUAUGGCACGGCAGAGGACUGGAGGAAAAGUCAGUCUGCAAGGGAACAUGGACCCCUGUGCACUAUAUGCUACUAAGGAGAACAUUUCUGAGAUCGUAAAGACGAUGGUGGAGGCGUUCGGCACCAGGGGCUACAUCGCCAAUCUCGGCCACGGGUUGUACCCCGACAUGGAUCCCGAGAACGUGGGCGCGUUCGUGGAGGCCGUGCACUCGCACUCCCGUCGGCUCCUCGACCACAAAUGAGACGUCAUGACCGACAGCACGAGUCGCUAUCGGAGCCACACACACCAUCAGAGCACUAUUCAAUGCCUUUAAAUAAAAAGAGAGAGAAUUAUUGUAGUAUUUUUCCGCGUUACUUGCAAUCAGAAAUGAAUGAAUUAAAAUAAUUUAAAAAGAA
This is a messenger RNA of Clarias gariepinus (North African catfish), 1465 nucleotides long. It is a transcript of the gene urod, whose product is annotated as uroporphyrinogen decarboxylase. Bases 202 to 1311 code for a protein of 369 amino acids. Gene Ontology annotation, molecular function: uroporphyrinogen decarboxylase activity. The transcript has 10 exons. The record is from RefSeq and is a predicted model, not a curated record. Gene Ontology annotation, cellular component: cytosol. Lineage: Eukaryota; Metazoa; Chordata; Actinopteri; Siluriformes; Clariidae. Gene Ontology annotation, biological process: heme biosynthetic process.